This is a messenger RNA of Clonostachys rhizophaga, 696 nucleotides long. Lineage: Eukaryota; Fungi; Ascomycota; Sordariomycetes; Hypocreales; Bionectriaceae. The record is from the annotation of a GenBank genome assembly.
AUGUCACCCGAUAUUGAGGAAGUUCAAGAGGAGGUGUAUAACAUCACCCAGAGCGCGGACCUCUUCCCAACUGAGUUCCUCGCGGCAAGGUGCUCAGCCAUCUAUCUCGAGCUACUGGACCCAAACCGCCACCGCACAGCCGAAACCGGAGAGUUCCCCCUGAACCACGCGUCCCUGAAAAUCGACUUUGAAGAGCCCGUCUCGGGAUACAGAGGUCUGUGCCUUGAUGUCCAGCUCGCUGAGGACGAGCCAUCACACGACGGCGAGCACAACCCCAGGGGAGUGGUCUGCAUCAAACUAGUGAGGUGGACUCACCGAUCACCGAGCUCAUUGCGUACGUUGAGGAUCCGUUCCAAGGAUGGCCUCCUUUUCGGGGAAAUUUUCAACCUUAUUGUGAAUAAGAGAAUGAUCUACUUUUCUUUCAUCUCCGAUGAUCGCCAAUUCUUCGGUUGCCGAGACUUCAUAGCGCAAGUCAUCUCCGUACUUGAGAGCGAGGGUCUUGUCGAGAGCAAGUUGGACCGAAAUGAGACCAAAGACAUGCUCAACAGUAUUUCGACGGUAUACGACGUUCUAGGGCGGCGUUUCGGGCAGGGAUAUGACAAAUGGUGCCCUAUAUACAAGGGGGAGUUUUUGCUCUACACGCAUAUCAAUUUGGACAAAAUCGAAUAUAGUCGAGUCCCAGAUUUCGAGUCAUAG